Orycteropus afer afer is the source of this 9489-nucleotide messenger RNA. NCBI's taxonomy places the organism in Eukaryota, Metazoa, Chordata, Mammalia, Tubulidentata, Orycteropodidae. The record is from RefSeq and is a predicted model, not a curated record.
AUGCAGAUUUCUGCUUCUUAUCCUUAUGGGACAGGAGAGGAGGAACCAGAGAAAAAGAAGAAGUACCACACGGGCAGGAAGAUCCCCCAGCCUGUGGGAGAGCUCUUCCUCCUUGGCAAGCUCUUUCAACCAUCUGAGAAGAGGAAGACCCUCAGGCUCCUUUCUAUAUGCAUCAUGGGUGAAGUAAAAGCUGCCGGGCCCGGGCCUGUGGUGCUCCCCGCGGGCGUCAUCAACCCGUCGGUCCCGAUCCGCAACAUCCGGAUGAAAUUCGCAGUGCUGAUCGGACUCAUACAGGUCGGCGAGGUCAGCAACCGGGACAUCGUGGAGACCGUGCUGAACCUGCUGGUUGGUGGCGAGUUCGACUUAGAGAUGAACUUCAUCAUCCAGGAUGCCGAGAGUAUAACGUGUAUGGCGGAGCUCCUGGAGCACUGUGACGUCACCUGCCAGGCAGAGAUAUGGAGCAUGUUUACGGCCAUUCUGCGGAAGAGCGUGCGGAACUUACAGACUAGCACAGAAGUCGGGCUCAUUGAACAAGUGCUGCUGAAAAUGAGUGCUGUAGACGACAUGAUCGCAGAUCUUCUAGUUGAUAUGUUGGGGGUUCUUGCCAGCUACAGCAUCACCGUCAAGGAGCUGAAGCUUCUGUUCAGCAUGCUUCGAGGAGGAAGCGGAAUCUGGCCAAGACACGCAGUAAAAUUAUUAUCAGUCCUUAAUCAGAUGCCACAAAGACAUGGUCCUGAUACUUUUUUCAAUUUCCCUGGUUGUAGUGCUGCGGCAAUUGCAUUGCCUCCUAUUGCAAAGUGGCCUUAUCAGAAUGGGUUCACUCUGAACACGUGGUUUCGUAUGGAUCCAUUAAAUAAUAUUAAUGUGGAUAAGGAUAAGCCUUAUUUGUAUUGCUUUCGUACAAGCAAAGGAGUUGGAUACUCUGCUCAUUUUGUUGGAAACUGUUUAAUAGUCACGUCACUCAAGUCCAAAGGCAAAGGUUUUCAGCACUGUGUGAAGUAUGACUUCCAACCGCGCAAGUGGUACAUGAUAAGCAUUGUCCACAUCUACAACCGGUGGAGGAACAGUGAGAUCCGCUGCUAUGUCAAUGGACAGCUGGUUUCCUAUGGUGACAUGGCCUGGCAUGUCAACACAAAUGACAGUUAUGACAAGUGCUUUCUCGGAUCUUCAGAGACGGCUGAUGCCAAUAGGGUGUUCUGUGGCCAGCUGGGUGCGGUGUACGUGUUCAGUGAGGCCCUCAACCCAGCGCAGAUAUUUGCCGUUCAUCAGUUAGGACCUGGAUAUAAGAGCACCUUCAAGUUUAAGUCUGAGAGUGAUAUUCACCUGGCGGAGCACCAUAAGCAGGUCCUGUAUGACGGAAAACUUGCAAGUAGCAUUGCCUUCACCUACAACGCGAAGGCAACCGAUGCGCAGCUCUGCCUUGAGUCGUCACCAAAGGAAAACGCAUCUAUCUUUGUGCAUUCCCCACACGCGCUUAUGCUCCAGGACGUGAAGGCUAUAGUGACGCAUUCGAUUCACAGUGCGAUCCACUCCAUCGGAGGCAUCCAGGUGCUGUUUCCGCUCUUCGCCCAGCUGGACAAUCGGCAGCUCAGUGACAGUCAAGUAGAAACAACCGUCUGCGCCACCCUCCUGGCCUUCCUGGUGGAGCUGCUGAAGAGCUCGGUCGCCAUGCAGGAACAGAUGCUGGGCGGAAAAGGCUUCCUGGUCAUCGGCUACUUGCUGGAGAAGUCAUCAAGAGUUCAUAUAACUAGAGCCGUCUUGGAGCAGUUCCUGUCCUUUGCAAAAUACCUGGAUGGUUUGUCACAUGGGGCCCCGUUGUUGAAGCAGCUUUGUGAUCACAUCUUAUUUAACCCGGCCAUCUGGAUACACACUCCCGCAAAGGUGCAGCUCUCCCUGUACACCUACCUGUCUGCCGAGUUCAUCGGGACGGCCACCAUCUAUAGCACCAUCCGCAGAGUGGGGACCGUGCUGCAGCUGAUGCACACGCUCAAGUACUACUACUGGGUCAUCAACCCGGCUGACAGCAGUGGCAUCGCGCCCAAGGGACUGGAUGGUCCCCGGCCAUCACAAAAAGAAAUUGUAUCACUCCGGGCAUUUAUGCUACUUUUUCUGAAACAGCUCAUAUUAAAGGAUCGAGGAGUCAAGGAAGAUGAGCUUCAGAGUGUAUUGAAUUACCUACUGACAAUGCAUGAGGAUGAAAAUAUUCAUGAUGUAUUACAGCUACUGGUGGCGUUAAUGUCAGAACACCCAGCUUCAAUGAUACCAGCAUUUGAUCAAAGAAAUGGAAUAAGGGUGAUCUACAAAUUAUUGGCUUCUAAAAGUGAAAGUAUUUGGGUUCAAGCUCUGAAGGUUCUGGGAUACUUUCUGAAGCAUUUAGGUCACAAGAGGAAAGUUGAGAUUAUGCACACCCACAGCCUGUUCACGCUUCUUGGAGAAAGGCUGAUGUUGCACACGAGCACCGUGACCGUCACCACGUAUAACACGCUCUACGAGAUCUUGACAGAACAAGUGUGCACUCAAGUUGUACACAAACCCCACCCAGAGCCAGACUCCACAGUGAAAAUUCAGAAUCCAAUGAUCCUUAAGGUGGUGGCCACUUUAUUGAAAAACUCGACCCCGAGUGCAGAGCUGAUGGAGGUCCGCCGUCUGUUUCUGUCUGACAUGAUAAAGCUGUUCAGCAACAGCCGUGAGAAUCGGAGGUGCUUGCUUCAGUGCUCAGUGUGGCAGGACUGGAUGUUCUCUCUCGGCUACAUCAACCCCAAGAACUCCGAGGAGCAGAAGGUCACUGAGAUGGUCUACAACAUCUUCCGCAUCCUCUUGUACCACGCGAUCAAAUACGAGUGGGGCGGCUGGCGAGUCUGGGUGGACACGCUGUCCAUCGCCCACUCCAAGGUCACGUAUGAAGCACAUAAGGAAUACCUCGCAAAAAUGUACGAGGAGUAUCAAAGACAGGAGGAAGAGAACAUUAAGAAGGGCAAGAAGGGGAGCGUGAGCACCAUCUCUGGCCUCUCCUCACAGACCACAGGAGCCAAGGGAGGGAUGGAAAUCCGGGAGAUAGAAGACCUUUCGCAGAGCCAGAGCCCAGAGAGUGAGACCGACUACCCGGUCAGCGCAGAUACGAGGGACUUACUCAUGUCAGCCAAGGUGCCAGACGACAUCCUCGGGCGUGCAGACAGACCGGGAAGUGGCGUGCACGUGGAAGUGCAUGACCUCUUAGUCGAUAUCAAAGCUGAAAAAGUGGAAGCAACAGAAGUCAAGCUUGAUGACAUGGACUUAUCUCCGGAGACACUGGUGGGUGGGGAGAACGGGGCGCUGGUGGAGGUGGAGUCGCUGCUGGAUAACGUGUACAGUGCGGCCGUUGAGAAGCUGCAGGGCACCGUGCACGGCAGCGUGAGCAUCCUUAAACAAGGCGAGGACAAGGAUAACGGCCCUCUGAUCACGCUGGCCGAUGACAAAGAUGCGCUUCCCAGCAGCGGCAGCCCGUUUCUCUUUGACAAAAUACCCAAACAGGAGGAGAAACUGCUCCCAGAGCUCUCCAGCAAUCACAUCAUCCCCAACCUUCAGGACACGCAGGUGCAUCUUGGUGUUGGUGACGACCUUGGGCUGCUUGCUCACAUGGCCACCAGUGUCGACCUGACUUGUCCGUCCAGCAUCAUAGAGGAAAAGGAGUUCAAAAUCCACACGACUUCAGACGGGAUGAGCAGCGUUUCUGACAGAGACUUGACAUCCUCAUCCAAAGGGCUGGAAUACGCAGAAAUGACUGCCACGACUCUGGAAACAGAGUCUUCCAGCAGCAAAAUCGUACCAAACAUGGACGCUGGGAGUAUAAUUUCCGAUACAGAGAGAUCUGAUGAUGGCAAAGAACUGGGGAAGGAAGUCCGGAAGAUCCAGACAACUGCUACGACGCAAGCUGUCCAGGGCCGGUCAGUCACCCAGCAGGACAGGGACCUCCGAGUGGAUCUGGGAUUCCGGGGCAUGCCCAUGACCGAGGAACAGCGGCGACAGUUCAGCCCAGGCCCUCGCACCACCAUGUUUCGGAUUCCGGAGUUCAAGUGGUCUCCGAUGCACCAGCGCCUUCUCACCGACCUGCUGUUUGCGUUGGAGACAGACGUGCACGUUUGGAGGAGCCAUUCCACAAAGUCGGUAAUGGAUUUUGUCAAUAGCAAUGAGAAUAUUAUUUUUGUACAUAACACAAUCCACCUCAUUUCCCAAAUGGUCGACAACAUCAUCAUUGCCUGUGGAGGAAUCUUGCCUUUGCUCUCUGCGGCUACUUCACCAACUGUAAGUACUACUGAGUUGGAAAAUAUUGAAGUGACACAAGGCAUGUCAGCCGAGACGGCGGUCACUUUCCUCAGCCGACUGAUGGCUAUGGUGGAUGUCCUUGUAUUCGCCAGCUCUCUAAAUUUCAGCGAGAUUGAAGCUGAGAAGAACAUGUCUUCUGGAGGUUUGAUGCGGCAGUGCCUACGGCUGGUCUGCUGUGUUGCUGUGAGAAACUGCUUAGAAUGCCGGCAAAGGCAGAGAGACAGGGGUACCAAAUCUUCCCACGGGGGCAGCAAACCUCAGGAAGCUCCCCAAAGCGUGACCGCCACCGCCGUGUCCAAGGCUCCACUGGAAAGUGUCCCAGGCAACCUUUCUCCUAUUAAAGACCCUGACAGACUUCUGCAGGACGUGGACAUCAAUCGCCUGCGGGCAGUUGUCUUUCGGGAUGUGGAUGACAGCAAGCAGGCCCAGUUCCUGGCUCUGGCUGUCGUGUACUUCAUCUCGGUCCUGAUGGUCUCCAAGUACCGGGACAUCUUGGAGCCCCAGCGAGAGACAGCCCGAGUGGGAAGCCAGCCGGGAAGGAACAUCAGACAAGAAAUAAACUCUCCAACGAGCACAGUUGUGGUCAUACCCUCUAUCCCUCAUCCAAGUUUGAACCAUGGAUUCCUUGCCAAGUUAGUUCCUGAGCAGAGCUUUGCCCACUCAUUUUACAAAGAAACACCUGCUACAUUUCCAGACCCUCUAAAGGAAAAGGAAACAGCAGCCCCUGGCGAAGAUGUUCCGCUGGAGAGUUCCAUUCGUCACGCCGAGUCAGGAGCUGGAGAGGAGCAGGUGGCCAGCAUCUUGAACGGGGCCGAACUGGAGGCCGGUGCGGGUGCCGACACCAUGGGGGACCUGCUGUCCACUCUGUCCUCAGAAGUGAAGAAAUCGCAGGAGAGCUUAGCAGAGAACCCCAGUGAGCUGCUGAAGCCAGCUCCGUCCAUCUCGAGCAUCAGUCAGACCAAGGGCAUCAAUGUCAAGGAGAUACUGAAGAGCCUCGUGGCAGCCCCCGUGGAGAUCGCAGAAUGUGGGCCCGAGCCUAUCCCAUACCCAGACCCGGCGCUAAAGAGAGAGGCCCAGGCCAUUCUCCCAAUGCAGUUUCAUUCCUUUGACAGGAGUGUGGUGGUGCCGGUCAAGAAGCCGCCCCCCGGGAGCCUGGCCGUGACCGCGGUCGGAGCCGCCCCUGCAGGAAGCGGGCUGCCCACAGGCAGCACGGCCAACAUAUUUGCCGCUGCCGGAGCUACACCAAAAAGUAUGAUUAAUACAACAGGUGCCGUGGAUUCAGGGUCGUCCUCCUCUUCCUCCUCUUCUAGUUUUGUGAACGGUGCUACCAGCAAAAACCUCCCGGCUGUCCAGACGGUCGCCCCCAUGCCGGAAGACUCGGCCGAGAACAUGAGCAUCACUGCGAAACUUGAAAGAGCUCUAGAAAAGGUGGCUCCUCUUCUCCGCGAGAUUUUUGUCGACUUUGCCCCGUUCCUGUCCCGCACGCUGCUCGGCAGUCAUGGUCAAGAGCUGCUCAUAGAAGGCCUUGUCUGCAUGAAGUCCAGCACGUCUGUGGUCGAACUGGUCAUGCUGCUUUGUUCUCAGGAAUGGCAGAACUCGAUCCAGAAGAACGCAGGACUUGCGUUUAUCGAGCUCAUCAAUGAAGGAAGGCUCCUGUGCCACGCCAUGAAAGACCACAUAGUGCGCGUUGCCAACGAGGCGGAGUUCAUCCUCAACAGGCAGAGAGCUGAGGACGUGCACAAACACGCCGAGUUCGAGUCACAGUGUGCCCAGUACGCCGCUGAUCGGAGAGAGGAGGAGAAGAUGUGUGACCAUCUCAUCAGCGCCGCCAAACACCGCGACCACGUGACGGCCAAUCAGCUGAAGCAGAAGAUUCUCAACAUUCUCACCAAUAAGCACGGCGCUUGGGGAGCAGUGUCUCACAGCCAGGUGCACGACUUCUGGCGCCUGGAUUACUGGGAAGACGACCUGCGGCGGCGGAGGCGCUUCGUCCGUAACGCCUUCGGCUCCACGCACGCGGACGCCCUGCUCAAAACUGCAGGAGAAUACGGCCUGCUGCAGGCUGCGCAUGCGCGGUGCCGCGCGCUGGACGCGGUGCGCGCGCCGGAGGCAGCCUGUGGGCCUGACGCGGUGCUGCUCGUCCGGGCGGGGAGGGCGUUUGUGCCCGGCUCGCGUCCCUCAGUGUUUGGACACAGUGGUUCUCAGCACCGAGCGGGAAGCCGGGCUCCUGGUGGAUACGGCGUGGACCUGUAUCAGGGCACACAGCCCCCCACAGGCGGGAAGGAUCUGGCCCCCAACGCCAGCAGGGUGCAGGCUGGGCACCCUGGUCCCGUGGACGGGAUGGACCCGGCAGUGGACACAUCGGUGACUGGAGAGGGCCGUGGGGACGAGAACAGGGCUAGGGAGCUCGGUACCGCGGAGCGGGUGAAGGCAGCCCUGCCGGCUGAGGACCGCGAUGAGGCGUGCGUUCGGCCCGCGUUAAGGGCGAACUCCCGGGCCCUCGAGGUCGCCCGGGAAGACGCUCCCGAGGUCUGGGCCGUGUCCGCAACCACACGGUCCCCGAAGCGGGGCGCGCACGGCCUUCUGCUCUCCCCGCUCGAGGGCCCGGCGCUCGGCGCCCGGGUUUGGCCCCAGGGGGAGCCCGAGCACCGGCCGGGCGGCCGGCGGCCUGCGGAGACGCCCACCCCCGCGGCCUCUGCCGAGCGCUGGCCGCUCGGUCGCGACUGUGGUUAUUGGCGGAGCGCAGGGGACCCUUGUGGGGGGAGCGGGAGAGGCCGCGGCCGGUCUGACGCCAGCCCUUGUCUUGCAGGCCCGGUGGUUCUGAGCACCCCUGCCCAGCUCAUCGCGCCCGUGGUGGUGGCCAAGGGGACGCUGUCCAUCACCACGACGGAAAUCUACUUCGAGGUGGAGGAAGACGACGCCGCCUUCAAGAAGGUCGACACGAAAGUUCUCGCGUACACCGAGGGACUCCACGGAAAAUGGAUGUUCAGCGAGAUACGAGCCGUGUUUUCCAGACGCUAUCUCCUACAGAACACUGCUUUGGAAGUGUUUAUGGCAAACCGGACCUCGGUCAUGUUCAAUUUCCCUGACCAAGCAACAGUUAAAAAGGUCGUGUACAGCUUACCUCGGGUUGGAGUAGGGACCAGCUAUGGUUUGCCCCAAGCCAGGAGGAUAUCGCUGGCCACUCCCCGACAGCUGUACAAAUCCUCCAACAUGACUCAGCGCUGGCAGAGAAGGGAGAUUUCAAACUUCGAGUAUUUGAUGUUCCUCAACACCAUUGCAGGGCGGACCUACAACGAUCUGAACCAGUACCCCGUCUUCCCAUGGGUACUAACAAACUACGAGUCAGAGGAGCUGGACCUGACCCUCCCCGGGAACUUCAGAGACCUGUCAAAGCCAAUUGGUGCAUUGAACCCUAAGAGAGCUGUGUUUUACGCGGAGCGGUACGAGACGUGGGAGGACGAUCACAGCCCCCCGUACCACUACAACACACAUUACUCAACGGCAACGUCCACCCUGUCCUGGCUCGUGAGAAUCGAACCGUUUACAACCUUCUUCCUCAAUGCAAAUGAUGGAAAAUUCGACCACCCCGAUCGGACCUUCUCAUCCGUGGCCCGGUCUUGGAGAACCAGCCAGAGGGACACUUCCGACGUGAAGGAGCUGAUCCCCGAGUUCUACUACCUGCCCGAGAUGUUUGUCAACAGUAACGGGUACCACCUUGGAGUCCGAGAAGAUGACGUGGUGGUGAACGACGUGGACCUCCCCCCCUGGGCGAAGAAACCCGAGGACUUUGUGCGGAUUAACAGGAUGGCCCUGGAAAGUGAGUUUGUGUCCUGCCAGCUGCACCAAUGGAUAGACCUCAUCUUCGGCUACAAGCAGCGAGGGCCGGAGGCUGUCCGGGCUCUGAACGUCUUCCACCACUUAACCUACGAAGGCCCCGUGACCCUGGACAGCAUCGGGGAUCCCGUGCUCCGCGAGGCCAUGGAGGCGCAAAUCCACAACUUUGGACACACGCCAUCGCAGCUGCUGAUCGAGCCCCAUCCACCUCGAAGCUCGGCCAUGCACCUGAGUCCGCUCAUGUUCAAAGACCAGAUGCAGCAGGACGUCAUCAUGGUGCUGAAGUUCCCCUCCAACUCCCCGGUGACCCACGUGGCGGCCAACACGCUGCCCCACCUCACCAUCCCCGCCGUGGUGACCGUCACCUGCAGCAGGCUCUUUGCAGUGAACAGGUGGCAUAACACAGUGGGCCUCAGAGGAGCUCCGGGAUACUCCUUGGAUCAAGCCCACCAUCUUCCCAUUGAAAUGGACCCACUCAUUGCCAACAACUCCGGUGUGAACAAACGCCAGAUAACAGACCUCGUCGACCAGAGCAUACAGAUCAACGCCCACUGCUUUGUGGUGACAGCAGACAACCGCUACAUCCUGAUCUGUGGGUUCUGGGACAAGAGCUUCCGAGUUUACUCCACAGAGACAGGGAAAUUGACCCAGAUUGUGUUUGGCCACUGGGACGUGGUCACGUGCUUGGCCAGAUCGGAGUCGUACAUCGGCGGGGACUGCUACAUCGUGUCCGGGUCCCGGGAUGCCACCCUGCUUCUCUGGUACUGGAGUGGCCGCCACCACAUCAUCGGAGACAACCCCAACAGCAGUGACUACCCGGCCCCAAGAGCCGUCCUGACCGGCCACGACCACGAGGUCGUCUGCGUGUCCGUGUGUGCGGAGCUGGGACUCGUCAUCAGUGGUGCUAAAGAAGGCCCCUGCCUGGUGCACACCAUCACGGGAGACCUGCUGCGAGCCCUGGAGGGGCCGGAGCACUGCUUGUUCCCCCGCCUGAUCUCCGUGUCCAGCGAGGGCCACUGCAUCAUCUACUACGAGCGCGGCCGCUUCAGCAACUUCAGCAUCAACGGCAAGCUGCUGGCUCAGAUGGAGAUCAACGACUCUACCCGGGCCAUUCUGCUGAGCAGCGAUGGGCAGAACCUGGUGACGGGCGGGGACAACGGUGUGGUGGAGGUCUGGCAGGCCUGCGACUUCAAGCAGCUGUACAUCUACCCCGGAUGCGAUGCUGGCAUCAGAGCCAUGGACCUGUCCCACGACCAGAGGACCCUCAUCACGGGCAUGGCGUCAGGGAGCAUCGUAGCCUUCAACAUCGAUUUCAACCGGUGGCACUACGAGCACCAAAACAGAUACUGA